UUGUUUUUGUUUUCAGGAUUCCGCAAAAUCAGCCUCGACGAUCUGCGGAAGGCCUACAUCGUCAAGGAUGUGCAGCAGUACAUCCUUCACCGGCUGGACCAGGAGGAGGCCUUGAGGCAGCACCUAACCAAGGAGACCGCUGAGAUGCUCAACCAGCUUCACAUCAAAAGCAGCGGCUGUUUCCUCUACCUGGAACGCGUUCUGGAUGGCGUGGUGGAGAACUUCAUCAUGCUUCGGGAGAUCCGUGACAUCCCAGGCACUCUCAAUGGGCUCUACCUGUGGCUCUGCCAAAGGUUGUUCGUCAGAAAACAAUUUGCCAAAGUUCAGCCCAUUCUUAACGUAAUCUUGGCGACUUGCAGGCCACUUACAGUCAAAGAACUGUACCACGCAGUCUGGACCAAAAACAUGACAUUGACCAUGGAGGAGUUUCAGAAAAAGAUGGACAUUCUCUCCAAGUUGUUGGUCGAUGGCCUUGGGAGUACUAAAAUCCUUUUCCACUACAGUUUUGCAGAAUGGUUGCUGGAUGUGAAGCACUGCACUCAGAAGUACCUGUGCAAUGCAGCAGAGGGCCAUCGGAUGUUGGCCAUGAGCUACACCUGUAGAGCAAAGCAGCUGAAACCUCUGGAAGUGCAGGAAUUUGCUCUGCACCUCGUCAACUCCAACCUGCAGAUUGAGCCCUGUAAUCUUGCUCUUUGGAUGGUCUGGAAUGGAACUCCCACUAAAGACUCUCUGAGCACCUCCAUACCAAGAGAGCAGGAAGUUCUGCAGCUUCUGGUCAAAGCUGGUGCUCAUGUGAACAAUGAAGAUGAUCAUGCUUCAUGCAUUGUACAGCAAGCCCUAGAGCGAGAGGACUCGAUAAGAACAUUACUUGACAACGGGGCUUCUGUAAACCAGUGUGACUCUAAUGGAAGAACUCUACUGGCCAAUGCUGCAUACAGUGGAAAUCUUGAUGUGGUUAAUUUGCUCAUAUCUAGAGGGUCGAACAUGGAGUUGGAAGACAACCAUGGACAAACGGCGCUUACUCUAGCUGCGAGGCAGGGUCAUACCAAAGUGGUCAACUGCCUUAUUGGUUGUGAAGCAGAUAUAAACCACACGGAUCAUGAUGGGUGGACCGCACUCCGCUCUGCAGCUUGGGGCGGACACUCUGAGGUUGUGUCUGCUCUUCUUUAUGCUGGAGCCAAAGUGGACUGUGCUGAUGCAGAUGGUAGAACUGCACUGAGGGCGGCGGCUUGGGGAGGCCAUGAAGAUAUUGUGUUAAAUCUUCUUCAGCACGGAGCUGAAGUCAACAAAGCAGACAAUGAAGGAAGAACGGCUCUCAUUGCUGCAGCAUACAUGGGGCACAGAGAAAUUGUGGAGCACCUGCUGGACCACGGAGCUGAAGUUAAUCAUGAAGAUGUCGAUGGGAGGACUGCCCUGUCUGUGGCUGCUCUCUGUAUUCCUGCUAGUAAAGGUCACGCAUCUGUUGUGAGCCUUCUGAUUGACAGGGGCGCAGAGGUUGACCACUGUGACAAAGACUGCAUGACUCCCCUGCUUGUGGCUGGCUAUGAAGGACAUGUGGAUGUAGUUGAUUUGCUCUUGGAAGGCGGCGCUGAUGUGGAUCACACAGACAAGAAUGGGCGCACCCCUCUCCUGGCAGCUGCAUCAAUGGGCCAUGCGUCUGUGGUCAACACGCUACUUUUCUGGGGAGCCGCUGUGGAUAGCAUUGACAGCGAGGGAAGGACGGUGCUGAGCAUCGCCUCGGCUCAGGGAAAUGUGGAGGUGGUCCGAACUCUGCUGGACAGAGGGCUGGAUGAGAACCACAGGGACGACGCAGGCUGGACCCCGCUACACAUGGCUUCAUUUGAGGGCCACCGGCAAGUGUGCGAUGCUCUUAUUGAACAAGGUGCUCGCUGCUCAGAGGUGGAUAAUGAUGGUAGAAUACCACUGAUAUUGGCUGCACAAGAAGGACAUUAUGACUGUGUGCAAAUUCUCCUGGAGAACAAGUCAAACAUUGACCAGAGGGGGUACGACGGAAGGAAUGCUCUCAGGGUAUCUGCACUUGAGGGCCACAGAGACAUUGUUGAACUGCUGCUGAGCCAUGGUGCUGAUAUAGAUUGUAAAGACGCAGAUGGUCGCCCAACACUUUACAUAAUGGCACUUGAAAAUCAGCUGGCCAUGACGGAGUAUUUCCUUGAAAACGGUGCGAACGUUGAAGCUUGCGACACGGAGGGCAGGACAGCCCUCCAUGUAUCCUGCUGGCAGGGACAUGUUGAGAUGGUGAGGCUGCUCAUCAACUACCAUGCUGACGUGAACGCCUGCGACAAUGAGAAGCGAUCCGCUCUGCAGUCUGCAGCGUGGCAGGGCCACACCAAAGUGGUUCAGUUUUUGAUAGAGAAUGGAGCGCAUGUGGAUCAUACGUGCAACCAGGGAGCAACUGCUCUGGGUAUAGCUGCCCAGGAGGGACACAUCGAUGUCGUGCAGAUACUGCUGGAAAACGGCGCAGACCCCAACCACGCUGAUCAAUUUGGCCGCACGGCAAUGAGAGUGGCAGCAAAAGGUGGCCACUCAAUGAUCAUUAAAAUCUUAGAAAAAUACGGAGCCACAACAUUAAAUGGCUGCAACCCUUCCCCCGUUCAUACCAUGGAGGAGAAAACACCUUUGGCAGUGACCGGCAAAAUGCAUUCCCUCACCAUUAAAUCGAGCAGUUCUGGCAGCACAGGGGUGGGAGACGUGCAGUCAUCUGGACGCUGUCUCCCUGACGGACCCGUCCAUGCUUUCAGCUCGCCAUCAGAAUCUCCCGACUCCACUGUGGACAGACAGAAGUCAUCCCUAUCAAACAAUUCCCUCAAGAGUUCAAAAAACUCCUCUUUAAGAACCACGUCGUCCACGGCUACAGCUCAAACUGUACCUAUUGACAGUUUCCAUGGAAUGACGUUUACAGAGCAGAUUCAACAGCACUCACUGCCUCGGAGCCGAAGCAGACAGUCGAUUGUGUCCCCUUGCUCUACAACAAAGUCCGUCAAUCAGCAGCCAUCGUCUCCAUCCAACGAAUUUGAAUGGUCUCAGCUGAAGUCAGGUCUGAAGUCGGCAAAGGGAACUAAGACAGGAAACGGAACUCAAAACAGCAAAGCAGCUCUAGGAGACAAGAAGAAAACAAAAAACAGUGGAUCCAGCCAAGGCCAGGUUUUGGAGUACGAGAUGACCCAGUUUGAUAAGAGAAUGGCUUUCAACCAGUCAGUUGCCAAUAUUGCAGUGAAGGAUCCUCACUGUAAGAUCAUGAUCGGUGGUUCCAUGCAACAGGACAGAGGCCAGUGCCAAGACCCGUUCUUCAUCCAGCCACAGAGCUGCUCAGAGAAGAAAAGGAACGGGAUUAUGACCAACCCCAAAUAUCACCUACAGGGUAACCAGGUCUUCUUGGGUCGAGUGUCAGUUCCACGGACUGUGCAGAACAGGGGCCACCAGGAUGUGUUAGAGAACUACCCCAUUGGGGAAACAGAGCUGAGCCUUAAACAAGCCCUGAAGCUGCAGAUUGAAGGAUCCGACCCAGGGUUUAACUACAAAAAGGAGACUCCGUUAUAGCUGAUGUUCUGACCACCAUCCAUCAUGCUGACAUUGGGGAGAAUGUGCCAAAGCAACAGUUUCCGUCUGCAUAACAAAACUACAUUGAAUUCCCCCCAUCCUCCCUUCGUGGGACGCCAUAAAACAACUCUCUGCCUGCAGCGUAUGUGAACUGAUACUUUGAUGUGCCUACAUCUGUUACAGCCUUCUGUUUUCAUUCAAAAUAUCAUUUUAAUUUAAUGUUACUAUUUAAUAAGCCGUGUAUGCACUUUUAAAAUAAUAAACUGACAGACAUACAUGUUUUUUCCCCUUCGCUUUGUAUCCCAUUCAUGUUUUAUGAGCUGUUUGAGAAGAAACAUGCCAAUUCUUUCAUUAUUAUUUUGUAGUAUUUUGUCUCACUGACAGCAGUGUACCAGUGGGUGCAUUGUUCCAAACAGACAGUAACUGAUGUCAUGGUUGUCAUUCAUCGCCUUUCUAGAGACCCCAAAUAAUCUGUGUUACCUUUGAUCAGAGUGCUAAAACCUUUUGUUGCGUGUAACAUUUUAAAAGCAGUUUACUUGGAUAUAAGGCGUAUUUAUUUUUUAGGAAAACAAGCCACUUUUGUUGCAUUUUUAUUUGUGUUGCAUUCUACCAUGGUGCUGUGUUCAGAAGAUGCCUGCAGACAUUUUGGGACUUUUUUUUGCCUUUUAAAUAUCUGAGCAGGAGGGAGGUUCAUUUAUAAUGUAAAACAAAUUUGAUUUCGUCCCUAUGGGAUUUUUCUGUUUUUAUAUUGUAUGUAUGUGUGUGUGUGGUGUUUUUAUGUGCAAGAGUAUUUAAGUAACCGUUGUGUAUCGUCAGCAAGGUUUUGGUGCUAAAUG
Molecule: messenger RNA, 4394 nt
Organism: Poecilia latipinna (sailfin molly)
Lineage: Eukaryota; Metazoa; Chordata; Actinopteri; Cyprinodontiformes; Poeciliidae
Gene: ankrd50
Product: ankyrin repeat domain 50
Exons: 2
Molecular function (GO): protein binding
Source: RefSeq, a predicted model, not a curated record